AUGAACGGAGCUGUGCUAGUAGCAAUUGCUGCAGCAAUUGGCAACUUGUUGCAAGGAUGGGAUAAUGCAACAAUUGCAGGGGCUGUUCUGUAUAUCAAGAGGGAAUUUAAUCUACAGAGUCAACCAACUAUAGAAGGUCUAAUUGUAGCCAUGUCACUUAUCGGGGCCACAGUAAUCACAACAUUCUCUGGACCUGUAUCAGAUAAUCUUGGACGGCGACCAAUGCUGAUAAUAUCAUCUAUUCUUUAUUUUCUGAGUGGCUUGGUAAUGUUAUGGUCUCCCAAUGUUUAUGUACUGCUUCUGGCAAGGCUCUUGGAUGGAUUUGGAAUUGGUCUCGCGGUUACUCUUGUUCCUGUCUAUAUAUCUGAAACAGCCCCGGCAGAAAUAAGGGGCUUGUUAAAUACCCUUCCACAAUUCACUGGUUCUAUUGGAAUGUUUCUGUCAUACUGCAUGGUCUUUGGAAUGUCAUUGACGGAAUCUCCGAGUUGGAGGUUGAUGCUUGGGGUUCUUUCUAUUCCUUCUCUUGUUUUUUUUGCAUUGACAAUACUAUUCCUGCCUGAGUCUCCUAGGUGGUUAGUGAGUAAAGGGCGGAUGCUAGAGGCUAAAAAGGUAUUACAGAGACUACGCGGCAGGGACGACGUCUCAGGUGAAAUGGCUUUGCUGGUCGAAGGUCUUGGUGUUGGAGGUAAAACAUCUAUAGAAGAGUACAUAAUCGGCCCUGUUGAUGAGCUCACCAAUGACCAGGAACAUGAAGAAGAUAAAGAUCAAAUCAGGUUAUAUGGUGCUGAAGAGGGCCACUCAUGGAUUGCAAAACCUGUCACUGGCGGGAGUACUCUUGGUCUGGUGUCCCGCUACGGGAGCAUGGCAAACCAGAGCAUGUCUCUUAUGGAUCCUAUGGUCACUCUUUUUGGCAGUGUUCAUGAGAAGAUGCCAGAGAUGGGAAGCAGGCGAAGCAUGCUUUUUCCCAACUUUGGCAGCAUGUUCAGUAUGCUAGACCAACAUAGUAAAAAUGAACAGUGGGAUGAGGAAAACCUCCAGAGGGAUGGUGAGCACCAUGCACAUGAUGCUUCUGGGGCUGAAUCUGAUGACAAUUUAAGGAGUCCAUUGCUCUCCCGUCAGGCCACAAGUAUGGAUAGGGACAUGGGCCAUUUUGCAUCCAACAAUGAACCGAUCAGUGGUAUGGGAAUUGGUGGUGGUUGGCAGCUGGCAUAUAAAUGGUCUGAGAGGAAAGGUGAAGAUGGAAAAAGGGAAGGACUUCAAAGAAUAUUUUUGCACCAGGAAAAUGUGCCUGCAUCUCGUCGUGGGUCACUUGUUGCAAUUCCUGGAGGUGAUUUCCAUGCAGAAGGUGAAUUAAUUCAUGCUUCUGCUCUGGUGAGCCAGUCUGCCAUUCAUUCCAAAGAUGUUGGUCAGAAUCCUUUUGGAGAGGCAAUGGUUCAGCCAUCUGAAGCUUCUGCUAAAGGGUCAAGUUGGGGUGACCUUUUUGAACCAGGGGUCAAGCAUGCAUUGAUUGUUGGAAUUGGUAUUCAAAUACUUCAGCAGUUUUCUGGCAUAAACGGGGUUCUCUACUAUACUCCUCAGAUUCUUGAACAAGCAGGUGUAGGAAUUCUUCUGUCAAAUAUAGGCAUUGGUUCAGACUCUGCAUCUCUCCUUAUAAGUGCUAUAACAACCUUGUUGAUGCUUCCGAGCAUAGGUAUUGCUAUGAAAUUGAUGGAUAUUGCAGGCAGAAGGUCGCUGCUGCUAACUACACUACCUGUCUUGAUAUUGUCAUUAAUCGUACUAGUUGUUGGCAACAUUGUAAACAUGAGCUCCAUCGUCCAUGCCGUGAUAUCAACCAUCAGUGUUGUGCUCUACUUCUGCUUCUUUGUCAUGGGCUUUGGGCCAAUCCCGAAUAUCCUCUGCUCGGAGAUCUUUCCUACCCGUGUUCGAGGCCUCUGCAUUGCCAUAUGUGCUCUUACAUUUUGGAUUGGGGACAUCAUUGUCACUUACUCACUCCCUGUUAUGCUCAAUUCAAUUGGCCUAGCUGGUGUCUUUGGCAUCUAUGCUGUUGUGUGCACCAUCUCGUGGUUCUUUGUUUACUUAAAGGUUCCCGAAACAAAGGAAAUGCCCCUUGAAGUCAUCACAGAAUUCUUCGCCGUUGGCGCAAAGCAAACUGCUGACACUGCUGCAGUUGCCAAAGCUUAGGUUUAAAGUUUUGGCUGGAUUUUGUUUCUCCUGGAACGCAAGCUGAUUACGACGUUUAACAAACACUGAUCAGAUUGAAGGUUGCUUGUUCAUAAUACUGAAGUGAUUGGCGAAAUCUGAAGAAAAAAAAAAACAUCAUAUUAACGAGAUUUGGACCGGUGGAGCACUAGCUUAAUCUUGAAUCUUUAAUUUUCUUUCUGUGCAAUUUGAUUUUUGGUAUUCUUUUCCCUCCACUACUGUCUUCCCAGGGAUGUUUGAAGGUGGGCGCGGAUUCUCUCUGGCGUUUAUCAAUGCUUAGUGUACCUAUAUUAUCGAAUUCUCAAAUUUUGUCCAUGCAUUAAUUUGGUGAACAUUUUUUCUGAGUACAUUCAAUGGUCAUCUGAUUUGUAAAGUUCUGCAAAAUUUUGGAAAUCCAUUGGGUACUUGCAGGUGAUUCAACACCAUUGUUCUUAACAGAACUUGAGACAUGAAGAGUGCAUAGACACUUCUGUUAUUUUGCAUUGUUGGCUAAAUGAAUCAUCUGAUCUCAUGCUGUUGUUGUGGUCCAAGUGAGGGUUUUUUUUUUUUUUGAAUAACGGGGUAUCCUGACUAUCGACGGAACAUGCGCAAAGCGCUUCCUUCAAGUGUUUUGCAUUUUUCCAUUUUUCGGGCCAGAAAGUCCCGUGUGGAACCUGCUACCCGAAUUGUUGUGUACGGGAAUUUCAGUUGGGUCUAAUUGCAUCUCAUGUAUUUUACUUAAUGUAUUUUAUGUGGGUUUUACAUAGUUUGUGUAUAUAUGUUUUUGUGUGAUGUAAAAAGAAAAGAAAUUAAAAAAAAAAAUUUAAAGAAAAAGUGAUGGGACCCACCUCAACCAUUUGAGUGGCCUAGAGACCAUUUUGAUCUCAUUCUCACACUCUCUCCCCCAAUUCUCAUCUCAUUUUUUUUUUCUUUUUCUUUCCAAGUGAACUUAAAUCCUAGAAGUUCUCCCUCAAUUUUUGGAGUUUUUGAGUGCCGUUUGCGGCAAAUUAAAGAGUAAGUCGAGAUCUACGUUUUGAUCGGAGCAAAUCUUUGUUUGGUGCACUUUGAAAUUUCGAAUUUCUAGGGCUUGGAAUAUAAAUUUGAGGUUUUUCUUCAA
Cornus florida is the source of this 3295-nucleotide messenger RNA. Its product is annotated as monosaccharide-sensing protein 2-like. The transcript has 5 exons. Gene Ontology annotation, biological process: transmembrane transport. Gene Ontology annotation, cellular component: membrane. The record is from RefSeq and is a predicted model, not a curated record. Lineage: Eukaryota; Viridiplantae; Streptophyta; Magnoliopsida; Cornales; Cornaceae. Bases 1 to 2181 code for a protein of 726 amino acids. Gene Ontology annotation, molecular function: myo-inositol:proton symporter activity.